AUGGACCCAAAGUACAUGUCGGCCCUCUCCAGGGGGUCGCUCGACGUCAUCUUCAACGAUCCCGACAAGGCCGCCAAGCUCUUCCCCGUUCCCGUGAUGCAGUGCUUGCAGGUUAAGCAGAUGGCCCCCUCGGCCCAGGGCGGUGACCGCUACCGACUGGUCAUGAGCGACGGCGACCAUUACGUCCAGACGAUGCUCGCCACCCAGGCCAACCACGUCGUCCACGACGGCAAGCUCGAGCGAGGGUGCUUCUGUCGCGUCAAGCAGUACACGCCCAACAACCUCAAGGGAAAGAACAUCCUCGUCAUCCUCGACCUCGAAGUCGUCGAAUCGCUCGGCGUGCAGGAAAAGGUGGGCGAACCGGUCGCCGUCGAUUCCAAGCCCGCCACGGAGACGACGAUUGCCGGAAACGACUUUUACGGCGCCAAGAAGGAGGAGCCCAAGCCCCAAGCACAGCCGAUGGCCUCCCGACCUGCGACGCACGCGGGGGCCAACAUUUACCCGAUCGAGGGCCUGUCGCCCUUUGCGCACAAGUGGACCAUCAAGGCCCGCGUUUCGCUCAAGUCGGAGGUCAAGACGUGGCACAAGGCCACGGGCGAGGGCAAGCUCUUCAGCGUCAACCUCCUCGACGAGAGCGGCGAGAUCAAGGCGACGGGCUUCAACGACCAGUGCGACGCCUUCUACGACCUCCUCCAGGAGGGCUCCGUCUACUACAUCUCCAGCCCCUGCCGCGUCUCGCUGGCGAAGAAGCAGUUCACGAACCUGCCCAACGACUACGAGCUCACCUUUGAGCGCGACACGGUCAUCGAGAAGGCCGAGGACCAGACGAACGUGCCGCAGGUGCGCUUCAACUUUUGCACCAUCGAGCAGCUGCAGAACGUGGAAAAGGACAACACGGUCGACGUCAUCGGCGUCCUCAAGGAGGUCGGCGAGGUCGGCGAGAUCACAUCCAAGAAGGACGGGCGGCCGUUCCAGAAGCGAGAGCUGACCCUCGUCGACGACACGGGCUACUCGGUCCGCGUCACCGUCUGGGGCAAGACGGCCAACUCGUUCGACGCCAACCCCGAGUCCGUCGUCGCCUUCAAGGGGACCAAGGUGUCCGACUUUGGCGGCAAGAGCCUGAGCCUGCUGUCGUCGGGCACCAUGACGGUCGACCCCGACAUCCCCGACGCGCACAGGCUCAAGGGCUGGUACGACUCGGCCGGCAGGGCCGACACGUUCGCGACGCACCAGAACCUCGCCAGCAUGGGCAGCGCCACGGGCAGGAAGGACGAGGUGAAGACGAUUGGACAGGUCAAGGAGGAGAACCUCGGCGUCGACGAGCCCGCCUACUACUCCAUCAAGGCCACCAUCGUCUUCGUCAAGCAGGACAACUUUUGCUACCCCGCCUGCUCAUCCCAGGGGUGCAACAAGAAAGUGACGGACAUGGGCGACGGCACGUGGCACUGCGAAAAAUGCAGCGUCUCGCACGACAAGCCCAACUACCGCUACAUCCUGUCGCUCAACGUCGCCGAUCACACGAGCCAUCAGUGGCUCAGCUGCUUCGACGAGACGGGCAACAUGGUCUUUGGCAAGACGGCCAACGAGCUGAUGGAGCUGAAGGAGAACGACGAGGCCGCAUUUAUGGCCGCCUUUGAGGAGGUCAACUGCAAGAAGCUCGGCUUCCGGUGCAGGGCAAAGAUGGAUAAUUACGGCGACGCGCAGAGGGUACGGUAUCAGAUUAUGAGCGCGUCCUUCCUCGACUUCAAGUCCGAGGGCAACAAGCUGGCCGAGAUGAUCAAGCAGUACGACAUGGACUCAUGA
Messenger RNA from Drechmeria coniospora, 1803 nucleotides. RefSeq names its product replication factor A-like protein. Gene Ontology annotation, cellular component: nucleus. The transcript is spliced from 4 exons. The coding region runs from base 1 to 1803 and encodes 600 amino acids. Gene Ontology annotation, biological process: DNA replication; DNA repair; DNA recombination. Gene Ontology annotation, molecular function: DNA binding. NCBI's taxonomy places the organism in Eukaryota, Fungi, Ascomycota, Sordariomycetes, Hypocreales, Ophiocordycipitaceae. The record is from RefSeq and is a predicted model, not a curated record.